This is a messenger RNA of Andrographis paniculata, 2441 nucleotides long. Its product is annotated as acetolactate synthase 2, chloroplastic. The transcript has a single exon. Gene Ontology annotation, biological process: L-valine biosynthetic process. Lineage: Eukaryota; Viridiplantae; Streptophyta; Magnoliopsida; Lamiales; Acanthaceae. Gene Ontology annotation, cellular component: acetolactate synthase complex. Gene Ontology annotation, molecular function: thiamine pyrophosphate binding; acetolactate synthase activity; flavin adenine dinucleotide binding. The coding region runs from base 122 to 2095 and encodes 657 amino acids. The record is from RefSeq and is a predicted model, not a curated record.
CUCUCUACCCGCUGAAUAAAGUGUAGCCUUCGGAAAUAGCCGUGCCUCCCUUUACUUCGUCAGAGAACCCUAACAACGCCGCCACUUUCGCCGCCGUCGACCGUCUCCAUCCACCGUCACUAUGGCGGCCGCUUCUUCAGCGCCGACGUCCUCAAUCGUAUUCAGACGAUCUACUUCCUCAAAUCAGCCGAAGUUUCUCUCCAGAUACACCAUCACUUUCUCUCGCAAUCCAGAAAGGUCCUCCGCCGCCGCCUCAAUCCCUCGCCGGCGACCGCUCCAGAUUUCAAAUGUUCUCUCUUCUCCGGGCAAAAACCUCCGCCAGGAGGAGGCGUUCCUCUCCCGAUUCGCCGACGACGAGCCUCGAAAAGGCUCCGACGUUUUAGUCGAGGCUCUCGAGCGCGAAGGCGUAACCGACGUCUUCGCCUACCCCGGCGGCGCGUCGAUGGAGAUCCACCAAGCCCUAACUCGCUCCAAAACCAUCCGUAACGUCCUCCCCCGCCACGAGCAGGGCGGCGUCUUCGCCGCCGAGGGUUACGCCCGCGCAACCGGUCGCCCCGGCGUCUGUAUCGCCACAUCUGGCCCCGGCGCCACCAAUUUGGUCUCCGGCCUCGCCGACGCCCUCCUCGACAGCGUACCGCUCGUCGCCAUCACCGGCCAGGUCCCCCGCCGCAUGAUCGGUACGGACGCCUUCCAGGAAACUCCAAUUGUUGAGGUAACAAGGUCUAUCACAAAGCACAAUUAUCUCGUAAUGGAUGUCGAUGAUAUUCCUCGAAUUGUUAAAGAAGCAUUCUACAUUGCACGAUCUGGUCGCCCUGGCCCUGUUUUGAUCGAUGUUCCUAAGGAUAUUCAGCAACAAAUGGUGGUUCCUAAUUGGAACCAACCUAUGAGAUUAAACGGCUACUUGUCUAGAUUGCCUAGGCCGCCGCCGGAGGCAGCGUUAGAACAGAUUCUGAGGUUCUUAUCGGAAUCGAAACGGCCGGUCCUCUACGUCGGCGGCGGUUGUUUGAAUUCAAGCAAUGAAUUGAGGAAGUUCGUCGAGCUAACUGGUGUCCCCGUUGCAAGCACAUUGAUGGGGUUGGGAUGUUAUCCUGGAUCAGACGAAGAACACGCAUUACAAAUGUUGGGAAUGCACGGGACAGUUUACGCGAAUUACGCUGUGGAUAAGAGUGAUUUGUUGCUAGCAUUUGGCGUCAGGUUCGACGAUCGUGUCACCGGCAAGUUGGAGGCGUUCGCGAGCCGAGCGAAGAUUGUGCACAUUGAUAUCGAUUCGGCUGAAAUCGGGAAGAACAAGCAGCCACAUGUUUCGAUUUGCGCCGACAUUAGAUUAGCUUUAGAGGGUUUGAAUUCGAUUCUUGAAGAUCGAUCGAAAGGGGGUAAGAUCAAGCUCGACUUUUCGGCGUGGAGGCAAGAGCUGAAUGAGCAGAAAACUAAGUUCCCGUUAACGUUCAAGACGUUUGACGACGCGAUUCCUCCGCAGUAUGCAAUCCAAACGCUCGACGAACUUACAGGAGGAAAUGCGAUCAUCAGCACGGGAGUCGGGCAGCAUCAGAUGUGGGCAGCUCAGUUCUACAAGUACAACAAACCCCGGCAAUGGCUGACGUCCGGCGGAUUAGGCGCGAUGGGCUUCGGGCUCCCUGCCGCGAUUGGAGCCGCCGUCGCCAGGCCCGAUUCGGUCGUCGUUGACAUUGACGGCGACGGCAGCUUCAUAAUGAACGUGCAGGAACUCGCAACGAUCCGCGUCGAGAAUCUUCCGGUGAAGAUCAUGCUGCUGAACAACCAGCAUUUGGGAAUGGUGGUGCAAUGGGAGGAUCGAUUCUACAAGUCGAACCGGGCGCACACGUAUCUCGGAAACCCGGCGAACGACGCGGACAUAUUCCCGAAUAUGCUGAAAUUUGCCGACGCCUGCGGCGUUCCGGCAGCACGGGUGACGAGGAAGGAGGAUCUGAGGGCGGCGAUACAGACGAUGCUGGAGACUCCCGGGCCGUACUUGUUGGACGUGAUCGUGCCGCAUCAAGAACACGUUUUGCCGAUGAUCCCGAGCGGUGGGGCGUUUAAGGAUGUGAUAACGGAGGGCGACGGGAGGACGAAGUGGUAAAAGGUAAGAAAGAUAGUUUGUCUUGUUCUUUUUAGUUACUUUACUUUACUUACGGGUGAUAUCAUGAUAUGAGUUAUUUGUAGUUUGUUUGGUUGUUAUGUUUUGGUUUUUAUCGUGUUCUAUGGGAAUGGCUAGUUUUUACUUGUAUUGGUUUUUUAAUGGUAAUAAUGUCGAGGUUAAGGUUAAGGUGGUUUGGCUAAACUUGGGCUUUUGUUAUAGGAUUUGUGCUUAUGGCAAUGGGGAAUGAAUGAAUGUAUUUUAGUAAGACAAAUAAUAUAUGAUCUGUAUACGAACUGUUGCACAAUGCAAUGACGUUGAUAAUAUGUGGCCGUUGGUUAAUUUCUAA